CCGCGGCUCCAGCCGCACUGCCCCGAUGGCUCCCGACCCCCGAGGCUGCCGCAUCCUGCUGCUGCUCUUCUGCUCCCUGGCGGCUGCCCGGGCCGACCUGCUGAACCUGAACUGGCUUUGGUUCAACAAUGAGGACACCAGCCACGCAGCUACCACGAUCCCUGAGCCCCAGGGGCCCCUGCCUGCGCAGCCCACACACAUGGCCCCCCGGAAUGGUUCCACAGAGCCAGCGACAGUCCCUGGCAGCCCUGAACCACCCUCAGAGCUGCUGGAAGAUGGCCAGGACACCCCCACUUCUGCCGAGAGCCCGGACACGCCAGAGGAGAACAUUGCCGGUGUCGGAGCCAAGAUCCUGAACGUGGCCCAAGGCAUCAGGAGCUUCGUCCAGCUGUGGAAUGACACUGUCCCCACUGAGAGCUUGACCAGGGUGGAAACGCUGGUCCUCGAGACUCCCGUGGGCCCCUUUGCCCUCCCUGGGCCUUCCAGCACCCCCCAGGAGAAUGGGACCACUCUCUGGCCCAGCCGUGGCACUCCCAGCUCUCCGGGCGCCCACACGACCGAGGCUGGUACCCUGCCUGCACCCACCCCAUCGCCUCCCUCCCUGGGCAGGCCCUGGGCACCACUCACGGGGCCCUCGGUGCCACCAUCGUCCUCAGAGCGCGUCAGCGAGGAGGUGGGGCUGCUGCAGCUCCUUGGGGACCCCCCGCCCCAGCAGGUCACCCAGACGGAUGACCCCGACGUCGGGCUGGCCUACGUCUUUGGGCCAGAUGCCAACAGCGGCCAAGUGGCCCGGUACCACUUCCCCAGCCUCUUCUUCCGCGACUUCUCGCUGCUGUUCCACAUCCGGCCAGCCACAGAGGGCCCAGGGGUGCUGUUUGCCAUCACGGACUCCGCGCAGGCCGUGGUCUUGCUGGGCGUGAAGCUCUCUGGGGUGCAGGACGGGCACCAGGACAUCUCCCUGCUCUACACGGAACCAGGUGCAGGCCAGACCCACACAGCCGCCAGCUUCCGGCUCCCCGCCUUUGUCGGCCAGUGGACACACUUAGCGCUCAGCGUGGAGGGUGGCUAUGUGACUCUCUACGUGGACUGUGAGGAGUUCCAGAGAAUGCUGCUUGCUCGGUCCUCACGGGGCCUGGAGCUGGAGCCUGGUGCCGGGCUCUUUGUGGCUCAGGCGGGAGGAGCGGACCCUGACAAGUUCCAGGGGAUGAUCGCUGAGCUGAAGGUACGCGGGGACCCCCAGGUGAGCCCCAUGCACUGCCUGGACGAGGAAGGCGAUGACUCAGAUGGGGCAUCCGGAGACUUUGGCAGUGGGCUCGGGGACGCCCGGGAGCUUCUCAGGGAGGAGACGGGCGCGGCCCUAAAACCCAGGCUCCCCAUGCCACCCCCUGUCACCACUCCACCCUUGGCUGGAGGCAGCAGCACGGAAGAUUCCAGAAGCGAAGAAAUCGAGGAGCAGACCACAGUGGCUUCGUUAGGAGCUCAGACACUUCCUGGCUCAGACUCUGUCUCCACGUGGGACGGGAGUGUCCGGACCCCUGGGGACCGCGUGAGAGAGGGCGGCCUGAAGGGGCAGAAAGGGGAGCCAGGUGUUCCAGGCCCACCUGGCCGGGCAGGACCCCCAGGAUCCCCGUGUCUGCCUGGUCCCCCGGGUCUCCCGUGCCCGGUGAGUCCCCUGGGUCCUGCAGGCCCAGCGAGUCCCCUGGGUCCUGCAGGCCCAGCGUUGCAACCUGUUCCCGGACCACAAGGACCCCCAGGGCCUCCGGGGAGGGACGGCACCCCUGGAAGGGACGGUGAGCCGGGUGACCCUGGUGAAGACGGAAAGCCGGGUGAUACCGGGCCACAGGGCUUCCCUGGGACUCCAGGGGACGUAGGCCCCAAGGGCGACAAGGGAGACCCUGGGGUUGGAGAGAGAGGGCCCCCAGGACCCCAAGGGCCUCCGGGGCCCCCAGGACCCUCCUUCAGACACGACAAGCUGACCUUCAUUGACAUGGAGGGAUCUGGCUUCGGUGGCGAUCUGGAGGCCCUGCGGGGUCCUCGAGGCUUCCCUGGACCCCCCGGACCCCCCGGCGUCCCAGGCCUGCCCGGCGAGCCAGGCCGCUUUGGAGUGAACAGCUCCGACGUCCCAGGACCUGCCGGCCUUCCUGGUGUGCCUGGGCGCGAGGGUCCCCCCGGGUUUCCCGGCCUCCCGGGACCCCCAGGCCCUCCGGGAAGAGAGGGGCCCCCAGGAAGGACUGGGCAGAAAGGCAGCCUGGGUGAAGCAGGCGCCCCAGGACAUAAGGGAAGCAAGGGAGACCCCGGUCCUGCUGGCGCUCGUGGGGAGAGCGGCCUGGCAGGAUCCCCUGGACCCGCUGGACCACCAGGUCCCCCUGGGCCCCCUGGGCCACCGGGACCAGGACUCCCCGCUGGAUUUGAUGACAUGGAAGGCUCCGGGGGUCCCUUCUGGUCAACAGCCCGAAGCGCUGAUGGGCCGCAGGGACCCCCCGGCCUGCCAGGACUCAAGGGAGAUCCUGGCGUGCCUGGGCUGCCGGGGGCGAAGGGAGAAGUUGGAGCAGACGGAGCCCCUGGGUUCCCCGGCCUCCCUGGCAGAGAGGGCAUUGCUGGGCCCCAGGGGCCAAAGGGAGACAGAGGCAGCCAGGGAGAAAAGGGAGAUCCAGGGAAGGACGGAGUUGGGCAGCCAGGCCUCCCUGGCCCCCCCGGACCGCCAGGGCCUGUGGUCUACGUGUCGGAACAGGACGGAUCCGUCCUGAGCGUGCCGGGACCUGAGGGCCGGCCAGGUUUCGCAGGCUUUCCCGGACCUGCAGGACCCAAGGGCGACCUGGGCUCUAAGGGCGAACGAGGCUCCCCGGGACCCAAGGGUGAGAAGGGUGAACCGGGCAGCAUCUUCAGGCCCGACGGCGGUGCCCUGGGCCCUGUCCAGAAAGGAGCCAAGGGAGAGCCGGGCUUCCGAGGACCCCCGGGUCCAUACGGACGGCCGGGGUACAAGGGAGAGAUUGGCUUUCCUGGACGGCCGGGUCGCCCCGGGAUGAACGGAUUGAAAGGAGAGAAAGGGGAGCCCGGAGAUGCCAGCCUUGGAUUUGGCAUGAGGGGAAUGCCCGGCCCCCCAGGGCCUCCAGGGCCCCCAGGCCCUCCAGGGACUCCUGUUUACGACAGCAAUGUGUUUGCAGAGUCCAGCCGCCCCGGGCCUCCAGGAUUGCCAGGGAAUCAGGGCCCUCCAGGACCCAAGGGCGCCAAAGGAGAAGUGGGCCCCCCCGGACCACCAGGGCAGUUUCCGUUUGACUUUCUUCAGUUGGAGGCUGAAAUGAAGGGGGAGAAGGGAGACCCAGGUGACGCAGGACAGAAAGGCGAAAGGGGUGAGCCCGGGGGCGGCGGUUUCUUCGGCUCCAGGCUGCCAGGCCCCCCCGGCCCCCCAGGCCCACCUGGCUACCCUGGGAUUCCAGGUCCCAAGGGAGAGAGCAUCCGGGGCCAGCCCGGCCCACCUGGACCUCAGGGACCCCCCGGCAUCGGCUACGAGGGGCGCCAGGGCCCUCCUGGCCCCCCAGGCCCCCCCGGCCCCCCAGGGCCCCCUUCAUUUCCCGGCCCUCACAGGCAGACUAUCAGCGUUCCCGGCCCUCCGGGCCCCCCUGGGCCCCCUGGGCCCCCUGGAACCGUGGGCGCCUCCUCAGGGCAGGUGAGGCUCUGGGCUACGCGCCAGGCCAUGCUGGGCCAGGUGCACGAGGUUCCCGAGGGCUGGCUCAUCUUCGUGGCCGAGCAGGAGGAGCUCUACGUCCGUGUGCGGAACGGGUUCCGGAAGGUCCAGCUGGAGGCCCGGACGCCACUCCCACGAGGGACGGACAACGAAGUGGCCGCCUUGCAGCCCCCCGUGGUGCAGCUGCACGACAGCAACCCCUACCCACGGCGGGAGCACCCCCACCCCACCGCGCGGCCCUGGCGGGCAGACGACAUCCUGGCCAGCCCCCCUCGCCUGCCCGAGCCCCAGCCCUACCCCGGAGCCCCGCACCACAGCUCCUACGUGCACCUGCGGCCGGCGCGACCCACAAGCCCACCCGCCCACACCCACCGCGACUUCCAGCCCGUGCUCCACCUGGUUGCGCUCAACAGCCCAUUGUCAGGCAGCAUGCGGGGCAUCCGCGGGGCCGACUUCCAGUGCUUCCAGCAGGCGCGGGCCGUGGGGCUGGCGGGCACCUUCCGCGCCUUCCUGUCCUCGCGGCUACAGGACCUGUACAGCAUCGUGCGCCGCGCCGACCGCGCAGCCGUGCCCAUCGUCAACCUCAAGGACGAGCUGCUGUUUCCCAGCUGGGAGGCUCUGUUCUCAGGCUCUGAGGGUCCGCUGAAGCCCGGGGCACGCAUCUUCUCCUUUGACGGCAAGGACGUCCUGAGGCACCCCACCUGGCCCCAGAAGAGUGUGUGGCAUGGCUCGGACCCCAACGGGCGCAGGCUGACCGAGAGCUACUGUGAGACGUGGCGGACAGAGGCUCCCUCGGCCACAGGCCAGGCCUCCUCGCUGCUGGGGGGCAGGCUCUUGGGGCAGAAUGCCGCAAGCUGCCAUCACGCCUACAUCGUGCUCUGCAUCGAGAACAGCUUCAUGACUGCCUCCAAGUAGCCGCCGCCUGGAUGCGGAUGGCCGGAGAGGACGGGCGGCUCGGAGGAAGCCCCCACUGUGGGCAGGGAGCGGCCGGCCAGCCCCAGGACCUGGCUGCCAUACUUUCCUGUAUAGUUCACGUUUCAUGUAAUCCUCAAGAAAUAAAAGGAAGCCAAAGAGUGUAUUUUUUUAAAAGUUUAAAACAGAAGCCUGAUGCUGACAUUGACCUGCCCCAACUCUCCCCUGACCUGUGAGCCCAGCUGGCGCGGCCUGCGUCAGGCGGGGUGCAGUAUCAUGCCCUGUGCAACCUCUUGGCCUGAUCAGACCAUGGCUCGAUUUCUCCAGGAUUUCCUGCUUUGGGAAGCCGUGCUCGCCCCAGCAGGUGCUGACUUCAUCUCCCACCUAGCAGCACCGUUCUGUGCACAAAACCCAGACCUGUUAGCAGACAGGCCCCGUGAGGCAAUGGUUGCUGAGGCCACACUCAGCACAGGGCCACCUGGGCUCUUCGCCAGGGUGUGUGCUUGCCCUGCGGUAGAUGGGAGGGAGGCUCAGGUCCCUGGGGCUAGGGGGAGCCCCUUCUGCUCAGCUCUGGGUCAUUCUCCACAGCAAGCUCAGAGGCCCACUGUGACCCCCAGCUCUGGCCUGUCCUCCAACACCACGCACAGCAGCCUGGGGCUGGCCUCCCAAAUGAGCCAUGAGAUACAUACAUCCAAAGCAGACAGCUCCACCCUGGCCGAGUCCAAGCUGGGAGAUUCAAGGGACCCAUGAGUUGGGGUCUGGCAGCCUCCCAUCCAGGGUCCCCAUCUCAUGCCCCUGGCUGGGACAUGGCUCAGCCAGCACUUGUCCAGCUGAGUGCCAGGAUGGAACAAGAUCACGUCGAAGAGGCUGAGGCUGGCACAGGACAUGCGGCAGCCAGCACACAGGGCAGUGAGGGAGGGCUGUCAUCUGUGCACUGCCCAUGGACAGGCUGGCUCCAGAUGCAGGGCAGUCAUUGGCUGUCUCCUAGGAAACCCAUAUCCUUGCCUUCCUUGCGACUGAAGGGGACCCCCAGGGUGCACACAGGCCGCCCUGCGGGCGAACAAAGUAGCCACGAGGUGCAACAAGGUCCUCUGUCACAGCCACCCCUGAGAUCCGGCAACAUCGACCCCAGAGUCAUUCGUUCUGUGGAGGGACAAGUGGACUCAGGGCAGCGCCAGGCUGACCACAGCACGGCCAACACGCACCUGCCUCAGGACUGCGACGAAACCGGUGGGGCUGGUUCUGUAAUUGUGUGUGAUGUGAAGCCAAUUCAGACAGGCAAAUAAAAGGGACCUUUUACGCUGA
Messenger RNA from Pongo pygmaeus (Bornean orangutan), 5902 nucleotides. It is a transcript of the gene COL18A1, whose product is annotated as collagen type XVIII alpha 1 chain. The transcript is spliced from 41 exons. Gene Ontology annotation, molecular function: extracellular matrix structural constituent conferring tensile strength. Gene Ontology annotation, biological process: extracellular matrix organization. Lineage: Eukaryota; Metazoa; Chordata; Mammalia; Primates; Hominidae. The record is from RefSeq and is a predicted model, not a curated record. The coding region runs from base 26 to 4600 and encodes 1524 amino acids.